Impatiens glandulifera is the source of this 342-nucleotide messenger RNA. Its product is annotated as non-specific lipid-transfer protein 1-like. The coding region runs from base 1 to 342 and encodes 113 amino acids. Gene Ontology annotation, biological process: lipid transport. The record is from RefSeq and is a predicted model, not a curated record. Gene Ontology annotation, molecular function: lipid binding. The transcript has a single exon. Gene Ontology annotation, cellular component: membrane. Lineage: Eukaryota; Viridiplantae; Streptophyta; Magnoliopsida; Ericales; Balsaminaceae.
AUGGCGUCUUCUUUGGUUGUCAAUAUCAUAACCAGCUUUCUUCUGCUCAUUACAGCUUCAUUAAUGGUUUUUCCGGCGGCCACAAAAGGAAUAGAGUGUGGAGAAGUGAAUAGGAUGUUGGUUCCAUGCAGGUCGUAUUGGUUCACGCCGGGGCCAUCGAUUCCGACCAUCGAGUGUUGUGCCGCCGCCAAGAAAUUGGAGGUUAUUUCCGUGUCAUCGGCAGCUGAUCGCGACGGUUUGUGUGAUUGUUUUAAGCAAACGAUUGUCACGUUGAACAUUAAUACAACCAAAUCCAAGAUGCUUCCCAAACUUUGUCAGCUCACUCCUUGUCCUUGCACCUAA